CCGUUGAAGCUGCUCGGGUUUCGAUUCAUCAGACCUAGCGGCGUGUGGCUCAGGUUUGCGAUUAGCUGAGUUUCAAAACACCAAAAAGCUCAUUUUAGUUAAGUUGGUUUAGUUAAUUCGGGUUAGUUAGAAUUAGCUUAUCUGUUGAUCGAUAAAAAAUGGCCGGGGAGUCGGUGAAAUUGUCUAAAAACCUGAUGAGGAUGAAGUUUAUGCAGAGAGGACUGGACGCUGAAACGAAGAAGCAGCUGGAAGAAGACGAGAAAAGGAUAAUCAGUGAUGAGCACUGGUACCUGGAUCUGCCGGAGCUUAACGCAAAAGAGAACCUGAUCAUUGAGGAGAAGAGCCUGGUUCCCUGUGAGGAUUUGCUCUAUGGCCGCCUGUCCUUCAAAGGGUUUAAUCCAGAGGUGGAGAAACUGAUGGUGCUGCUGAAUCCUAAAGAUGAAAAGGAGGAAGAGGGGGAGGACGUGAGCCGCAUGCAGACAGACGUCACUGAUGAAGAAAUGGCUCUGAGGUACGAGAGUUUAGUGGGAACCAUGAAGAAGAAGUUUGCAAAGAAGCGUGAGCGAGCAGCGAUGGACGAGGACGACGUCAACCAGAACGUAGUUGUGAAAAACUCAAAAAAAGCCUUCUUGAAACCCCAGGACUGAAAAUAUUUUAAUCAUGAGGAAAAACAGGAACGUCGGAAACUAUAAACUGAACGUGCG
This is a messenger RNA of Gambusia affinis (western mosquitofish), 704 nucleotides long. It is a transcript of the gene mphosph6, whose product is annotated as M-phase phosphoprotein 6. NCBI's taxonomy places the organism in Eukaryota, Metazoa, Chordata, Actinopteri, Cyprinodontiformes, Poeciliidae. The transcript is spliced from 5 exons. The record is from RefSeq and is a predicted model, not a curated record. Gene Ontology annotation, biological process: maturation of 5.8S rRNA. Bases 159 to 647 code for a protein of 162 amino acids.